Messenger RNA from Aphidius gifuensis, 6267 nucleotides. It is a transcript of the gene Zcchc7, whose product is annotated as kinesin-related protein 4. NCBI's taxonomy places the organism in Eukaryota, Metazoa, Arthropoda, Insecta, Hymenoptera, Braconidae. The coding region runs from base 179 to 6193 and encodes 2004 amino acids. The transcript is spliced from 6 exons. The record is from RefSeq and is a predicted model, not a curated record. Gene Ontology annotation, molecular function: zinc ion binding; nucleic acid binding.
AAAAUAAAACAAGUCAAGACAAGUUUUAUUUGGCACGAUUACCCGUGUGAAAAUCACGGGUAUAGUUAAUUAAUUAAAAUUUAAAAAAGUAUUGUUUACAAAUUUAAUAACAAAUGAAUAAAAAAUUCAAUAGUCAAAGUAUUAACAACGUGGAUUAUUUAACAAGAGUAAUUCAAAAAUGGAGUACAAUGACAAUGGAGAUGGUAAUUGUGAUCCAGAUUUAGAAGCUCGUCUCUAUGCUGAAAUAUAUUAUUCCAAUGAGACAUAUCCUGAUGACAAUACGACCAAUAUAAAUACACCAAGUUCAUCAAAUGCAACAGUUGGACAAUCAACACCUCGUAGUUUAAAUAAUGACAAAUCUAAUAGUGAAAAAAAUGCGUGUAAUUGGAGUUUUGACACGAGGCCAGGACAAGAAAAUGUUUGUUCAACAACAUAUUCUGUUAAUAAUAAAAAUCCAAUGGGAAUGGAGUGUCAAUCACCAUCAAUUGAACCUUACUCACGAGCAACUGGUAUGUUUCGUAAGCCUUAUCGUCCAACAAAAAAUUCAUUUCAAUCACCACAUAAACAAGAUCAUCUAAAAUCAUCAAAUGAAUCACCAAGAUAUUCACGUCGUAAUGAUGAACAAUAUAGAAAUGACAAUAGAACAACAAGAUCUGGUCAAAGAUUUCAAAAUACACCUAGUAAUGAAUCAUAUUUACAAUUAGAAGCACCAAGAAGAUCAAAACGUUUGAGAUGUCAAGAUGAACAAUUUCAAAGAUUAAAAGAAAUAAAUAAAAUUAAAAGAAAAAAACAAAAAGAAAGAAAUAUGAAAAUUAGAAAACAAGGACAGCACUCUAAUAUUAAUGAUCCUGGUAGUCAUUUUGUUGAAGAUAUGAGUGAUGGUGAACUUGGUGAUGUAUCAUUUUUAGCACUUGCUGAAUCAAUUGAUCAAACAGUUGAAAAUAAUACACCAGAUACUGUAAAUAAUAAAUCAAGAUUUGAUAAACAAACUAGUUGUUCAACUCCUAAAGCUAGUAGUGAUAAAAGUGCUGGUAAAAAACAAAAUAAUUCAGUUGUACAAGAUAAUUCAAUAAUUGAAUCUGAAAAUACAAGCCUUAAUAAUUCAGUUAUUGAUGCUUCUUUAUCCAAGUAUAAUGUAUUGGAUAAAAAUAAAAAAAUACAAGAACAAAGUGAUGAUUUAAAUAAAAAUCAAAGUAAUAAUAAUAAUGGUAAUGAAUCUGAUUCUGAUGGUUCAAUAUGGGAAGUACCAGUGCCUCCAAAACCAGCUCCACCACUUAUUGAUUUACCUGAUUCUGAUGAUGAGUUAAACAACACCAAUAAUAAUAAUAGCACUAGCAGUAGUAGUAGCAGUAGUAGUGAUGAAGAUGAAGAAGCAGAAGAACAACAGUCAUUGUCUCAAGCCAUAGAUGAAUCACUUGACAAUACAAAUUUAACACAAGAACAUGAUGAUGAUGAUGAGCUUAUAGAUGGAAAUGAAAAUUCACAAGAUGAACCAGAAAUGUCAAGUAAUAUUAUUUUAAAUUGUACAACAGUUCAAAGGGGAGCAUCAAGUCUUGAUGAAAUUAAACGAAUGAGAGAAUUAACUGUUACAAAUUGUACACAAGAUGAUGAAGACAGUAUGACAGAGAGUGAGGCAAUGAAUUGGCUCAGUAUUGAAGAUCAAAUGGCUAAUGAUGAAGAAGUUAGAAAAAAAAAUAAAUCACAUGGCGAUGAUACAGAAUCAUGGCAAAAUUUUGAUGAUUCAAUUAAUAUUAGUAAUUCAAAUGAUCAAAAUAUUUCUAGUGGUGAUGAUUGUACUAUUAAUGAUAAUAAUAAUCCAACAACAAGUCAAGAUAAUAUUAAUCAAGAAAAUUUAGUAAUUAAUAAUUCAAGUGUUACUGAAAAUAUUGAUUCACGUAAUUUAAAUGAAGAAAUGGGUCCACCAAAAACAACAGAAAUGUUGAAAAAAAGAAAACGUAAUCAUAAUUUAUCAAAUGAAUCUGAUAAUAAUUCUAGUAAAUCAUCAAGUCCUCAAAAACGUCAAAAACAAAAUAAAAAAUCAACAGCAAGUAUGUCAUUUGAUGAAUAUAUUUUUCAACCAUUACCUCCAGAUUUAGUAUCUUAUUAUAAUGAUGAUCGAAGUGGAUUCAUGAAUCUUGAAGUAUCAGAAAUACAAUGUCGAAUGACAAGAAAUCCAAAUCUAUGGGCAAUACUUGAUGCAGAUAUGAUUUCUUCAAGACGUAGAUUUUCACGAGUAACAUGUUCAAUUUGUCAAAAAGAAGGACACAAAAAAGAUCACUGUCCAUCAAAACCAAAUGUCAUGUCUUGUAGAAUGUGUGGUCAAGUUGGACACAAAGAAUCAACUUGUCCUCAUACAAUGUGUCUAACUUGUGGAAAAAAAUAUCAAUCAUAUAGAAAAACUUGUGAAGUAUGCAAACUUUUACGAUGUACUACAUGCAGAGGUAUUGGCCAUGAUAAAACUCAAUGUCCUGAUCUCUGGAGGAAAUAUCACAUGACGACGACGGGUGGGAGUGUCAAUGUGCCAGAAAAUUCAUCAAGUGUGAUGAAGCCAAAGUAUCUGUUGAGCUGCAGCAUCUGUAGACGAAAAGGACACGAUGGAUCAUCUUGUCAUAAACGAAACAAUCUCAAGCAUUUUAUAACACCAGCAUUUGUUACAAAUUAUCAUUGUGAUGCAUUAGUUGAAACAGUUACACUUAGUGACAGUGAUGAUAAUGAUGAGUAUGAAAAAAAUACACCAGAAAUUAUGAUUAUAUCUGAUACAUCAGAUAGUGAUAGUAGUGAUGAUGGAGAUGACGAUGACGAUGAUGAUGAUGAUGAUGAUGAUGAUGAAGAUGAUUAUAAUUUAUCAUCAAGUGCUAAUUCUCAACAGAAUAACUGGGAUAUUGAUGAUGAUGAAAUUGUUGAGGUACCUGUUGUUAAAAAAAUACAUCCAGUAUUUGCUGUUAGUGAUAGUGAUGAUGAUUCUGAUUCACCCAAUGUAAUUGAUGAAAAAGAAAAAGAAGCAGAGGAAGAAGAAAAAGAAUCAGAGGAAGAAGAAGAAGAAGAAGAAAAAAGGGAUGGAAAAGAUAAUUGCAAUAAUUCACUAGAGGCUCAACAAAGUUUGAAUACAAUUAAUCAAACCAAUGAAUGUACUGAUGUUGUUGAAAGUUUGAGUAAUAAUCAUGAAAACAUUCCAAAUAAUAAUGAUGGUGAUUUUAAUAUUAAUAUUGAUAAUAUUCAAGAAAGUAAUGAUGAUACUUUGAGCAGUAUUGAUAAUAGAUUAAAUUUAUUUGGUGAUUAUAAUUUAAUUAAUGACAAUGAGGAAGAAAAUGACUUGACACCACCAGAAAAAAAAUCUGAAAGUUGUGAUGAUAAAGUUGUUGAUGAGGUGACUCAAAGUAUUAACGAGACAGUUGGUAUUAGUAAAACUGAAAAAACUGUUGAAGAAUUAAAUGACGUUGAUAAAAAAGAUUUGGAAAUUGAUGAAUUAAAAGCCGAUCAAGAAGAUGAAAAACGAAUUUUAUCAACUGAAGAAACGUCUGAUCAUGAAAGUAAGAUGAAUAUUGAUAAUGAAAUAUUAACUAAUAAAGAUGAAAAAAUAACAGCACCAUUACCUGAUUCUUUAAAUGAAUUAAAUGACAAUGAAAAACCAAGUCGUGACUGUGACCUCGAUGGUAUUGAUGAUACAGUUGAAUCUGUGUUAGAAAAAAAUUGCUUAACAAAACAAACAGAAGUAAAUUUAAUAUUUCAUGACACUCCUGAAAUUGAGAGUAGCACUAGUACAGCAUUAAAAAUUGAUACAAAUAUUAUUGCCAAAGAGACAGUUAACCUUGAUGGUGAUGUAGAAUUAAAAAACAAUUUUGAAAAGUCUCAAUGUGAGAGUAAUGAAUUACUGGAAAAUGUUGAUCAAUCACCAGCACUUGAUUCAGACAAUUUUAAAUCACAGCAAAAUGAUACAAUUUGUUCAAUAAACAGCAAUGAAUUGACGUCCAAUUCUACACCAGAUACAUCAGGAACAACGCCCUGUAUUCCAACUGGUAGAAGAGGUGAAUUAAAAUCAUCAUCAAAAUUAUCUUGUUGUAAUUGUACAAGAUCAGGACAUGAUUAUUCAACUUGUACAAGAUAUCGUUGGUCUCAACAUUUUGUAACACCAAGUUAUGUAACAAGCUAUGAUAAUGGACCACACUAUGAAAAGGAUAUAACAGCUAGUAAAAAUUUACAAUUAAAUAAUCAGCAGCGAGAAGAAAAUGUAACAUCACCAAAGACUAAACUGUCUGAUAAACGAAUAUCAAAACAAUUACAAGAUAUUCUUAAUCAGCGAAAAGAAGCAGUCAAAUCAAAUCAACCAGUAGUAUCUUUAAAUGAAGCUGUUGCCAAUAUGGAUCCAGAAGUACUUAAAACAUUUCGUUCAAUGAUGGAAACUUUACCAUUUCAAGCACCAAUUGAACAACGAAUUCAACAAGCAAAUCAAUCUGUUCAACAAGAUCCAAUUAUAUUUAAAUUUGAAACACCUGGCAUACCAUCAGGUACAUUAAACUGGCAAAGCUUAAUUAUAAUUCCAAAAGAUGAAGGACUAAACUAUCCAUUUGAUAGCAAAACACAACCAGGAGUUCCAAAAUUUCUAAAAACUCAUUUAUCUACAAAUUCCAUUCAAUUGCGAGUGUUUGUUGAACAAGUAUCAAUGCAAGAACAAGAUUUUAAAAUAAUUAUUGAAACAACUGAUCCACAAUUAUUUAUACCAUUAAAACUUUUGUUGAAUCAAUGGAUGAGUUCCAACAAGGAAGAUCGUAUAACUAUAGAACAGGCAACACCAUUGCCAACUAAACAAAGUAGUCUUGUUGAUGCAAUCAAUGACAAAGUAACAAAAUUUGCUGCAUUAACAAUGCUAAGAGCUUAUGGUUGUGUAUAUGAAGUAAAAAAAUAUAACAAAUAUUUAUUGAUGUCUAAUAAAAAAGAUGAUGUUAAAUCAAGUGAAGAAAUACGUAAAAUAAUGAGAAUAAAAAAAGAAAGUAUUGUUGCCAGUCUUUAUAAUUAUGAUUUAAUAACAAAUGGCAAAAAAACAUUAAUUGAAUUUAUCAAUUUACAUGAAAGAAUUAAAAAAAUUGGUAAAAGAUCCACUGUGCCUCCAGAACUUUAUUUAAGUAUGUUGUGCUUUAAUUUUGAAUUAUUUACUGGACAUUUAAGAAGUAACAUUACAGAUGUUGUUUAUAAAUGGAAAGAUGCAGCAAAUAAAAAAGAUAGUAAAAAUCAAUUAAAUAAUAUAACUGCUUUUAUACCAAAAACAAAAGUUGCUAGAUCAUUACAAAAUUCAUACAGAUCAAUAUGUGAAGUUGCAAAAAUAAAUAUUGGUACUAGAGUUAAAGAAAAUUUUAAAAAAAUAGCUAUUGAUGAUACAACACAAAAAGUAAUUGAAUUUUUUAAACAACAAAAAUUAAAUGACAAUGAUAAAUCAAGUGAAAAUUCAAAAAGCUUUAAUUCACCUGACAGGUCAGUGAUAGAAGAGAGAAGAAAGAGAAGAAAACUUAGAAAGAAAAACAAAAAACUUGCAAAGAAAAAAUCUACUGAAAUUGAAACAAUUGAAAUUGAUGACGAUGAUGAUGAUGAUGAUGAUAAUGAUGUUGUUGAUGUUGAUGAUGAUGUAGAUGUUGAUGUUGAUGACAAUGAUAAACAAGCUGAUGUCUCAAAUUCAUCAGUGAUUGAAACAAUUAAUAACUCAGGAAAUACUGAUCAACAAAUUAACGCUGUGAAUUCAUUAUCAAAUGAAAAAUUACCUGAGGCAAUUCAAGAAGCAACAGCUACUUCCUCAAAAUCUCCAAAAACUCCAAAAAAAACAUUACGUAAAAAAAAAGAUCCUAGUACACCAGAUCAGCCAAAAGAAUCACAAGCACCAUCAACUCCCAAUCAAAAUCUUCAAAAACACAAUGAAAUUCCUACUCGUCUACUUGAUUUACCAGAAGAUUUACCUGCCAAACAUGACAGAAGACAAAUGUCAGCACCAUUGAUUAUAAAAUUAGCUCUUGCAGGUACUGAAUACGUACGUCGUCAUAAUUUAAAUGCCCUAGAAGAGCAAGCUACUAAAGUAUCACAAAGUGCAUCACUAUUAACUGCCAAAACAGAUGAUAUUAAAAAAUUAUGGUUAAACAUUAUUAAAGCUAGAAAACAACGUUUGUGUGAAGAACAAUCAUCCAGCACAAAUGUGACUAAUCAACUAUAAAACUUUGAAUAAAUUUUUAAAUAAAAAAAAAAAAUUGUUAUUACAUUAUUUCUGUGUAUAUAUAAAAAAUUUUA